AUGGAUAUUUCUUCUACCCCACGAUCAAGCUUGCCCGGUGUCAAAAAAGUACUGAUCGCGAAGAAGCUGGCUUCUCGCACUGAUUUGUUUCUGAUUAUUUUUGGUAUUGUUGCGGUGGCAUGGGCCAAAAAUUGGGAAGGCAAUGUUGUCUUUUCGGUCACUCCUUUGGUGACAAGCUUGUUUGAUUCCGUCCACAUUUCCAGUAUUCUGGAUAUCGUCUUGUAUAUUCUCGUGACCGUCUUGCUUCCGUUCUACUCCAAGUUUGCCGACAUGGUAGGCAGAACCGAGGCUUUCACGGUCGCCAUCGUUUUCUAUGUCGUCUCCGGUACCGUUCAAGCCACAGCCCAAAACUUGGACACUCUUGUGGGCGGUCAAGUUUUAUAUUCUUUCGGUUAUGCCGGUGUGCACGUCCUCGGCCACGUUCUCAUUGCAGACAUGACAAGCCGUGUGAAUCGUGGUCUUUUCCAGGCCUUUUACGACGUACCGGCUAUUGUCAACAUUUUCGUGGCUCCGUUUGUGGGCGACGCUCUUUGGCGAUCAGGCCAGUGGCGCUGGACUUAUUCCAUGAUUCCUUUUGGUAUUGGUCUUACCAGCAUUCCCUUAUUGACAGGUCUUUUCAGAGUCGAGAAAAAAGUCAAAAAGUCUGGAUUGAUGAAACCUUUGCCUUCCGACCAACCCACCAAGAAAAAAUCCGUGUGGCAACACAUCGUUUCGUUUGCGGUCGAAAUGGACGUCAUCGGUAGCAUCCUGUUCGUCGGUGCGCUCUGCCUUAUUAUGUUACCAUUGGUGCUCGCACUGAGCCGUUUUGGUGGCUGGGGUUCGCCUACCACCAUCGGCACCAUUGUCGGUGGCGUCGUAUGCUUGCUCCUAUUUGGUAUUUGGGAAUGGAAAUUCGCAGAAAAGCCUUUGGUGCCUAUGGCAAGCUGGGAUAAUCCUACACCGUUUGCCGGUGUGUUGACCUGCUCGACGAUCAGUAUCAUUGCCGCUACCAAUUGGCAGUACUUUUUGGUUUAUCUGCAAAUCUCUCGCAAGUUGGGUGUGAUCCCGGCCACGUUAUUAGUGCGUGGGUACGAUGCCGCUUUCUUGAUUUCUCAAGUCUUGGCCGGUUUCCUCAUGAAGCGUUACAAAAUCUAUCGUCCCUUUGUUCUUGGCGGUAUUUGUCUCCUCUUGCUCGGUAUUGGUUUGAUGAUCCCGGCUCGUUUCCCGAAUUCUGCCACAGCAUUCCUUGCCAUUACUCAGGUCAUUGCUGGCUUAGGUGCCGGCAUGAUUUACGUACCCAUUUUAGUGGCGGUGCAAAGUUCGGUCCCCCAUAAAGAUUUGGCCAUUGUUACGGCUUUCUUCCAGAUUGGUGGUACAAUUGCCACCAGUAUUGGCUCCACGGUCGCUGGCGCUAUCUGGAAUUCCAUGCUUCCUGAUCAAAUCGCCAAACAUGUGCCCGGUGACUACAUUUACGAAAAAAUUGUCGGUGACAUUGGAUAUGCUACUUCCCUGCCUGCUGAACAGUUUGCUGGCGUCGUCACUGCUUACGGAAAUAUCCAACGUAUCUUGUCCAUCGUGUCGCUCUGUCUCGCUGCUCUGGCUCUGUUAUUCUUCCUUGGUAUGCGCUCCUUUGGUUUGGAAGAACCCGAAGAGGACAAUGCCGUCUUGCCCAACCCGGAAUCCACUGUGAACGCCGUAUUGGACGAAUCAUCGACCACCUAUGGCACCUCCAAAAUGGCCGUUGAUAAAUACUAA
This is a messenger RNA of Radiomyces spectabilis, 1734 nucleotides long. Its product is annotated as major facilitator superfamily domain-containing protein. Gene Ontology annotation, molecular function: transmembrane transporter activity. NCBI's taxonomy places the organism in Eukaryota, Fungi, Mucoromycota, Mucoromycetes, Mucorales, Radiomycetaceae. The transcript is spliced from 5 exons. The coding region runs from base 1 to 1734 and encodes 577 amino acids. Gene Ontology annotation, biological process: transmembrane transport. The record is from RefSeq and is a predicted model, not a curated record.